Cladocopium goreaui is the source of this 1768-nucleotide messenger RNA. The record is from the annotation of a GenBank genome assembly. NCBI's taxonomy places the organism in Eukaryota, Dinophyceae, Suessiales, Symbiodiniaceae.
GCGUCUGGUCAUCCCAAGGAUCCAGAUGUCCUUGUAUAGAAGCGUAAGUGAGGAGGUUGAACUCCAGGAUGAGUCCGAACUUCUGCGUUGGGAGUCAAAGAACACGUUGCACAGACUCGAAACCCCAGGAAGUACCGAGGCUUCACUCCAGAAUGAGGAUUUUGGCGGGAGCGAUGGCAGUGAAUUUGCGGAUGGAUCAACGACCGAGUCCCCUGAGGAGAUUGCGGAUUGGCUGAUUGCACAGUCCAAGAAGCGCUACGGACCCAUCUUUGCAGACAUCUGUCUGGAGCCGCAGUAUGCGUUCAAUUUUGGAGAGGAUUCAUUGUCACCUGAAUCGGGGUCGCCCAGCUCUGGUCAGGACAUGAUGUGGGCGCAAUUGCUUCCACCCAACCUCGCAGGGGAAAGAAUGAGGCUGUCCGACGUCACGGCGGCGGCGAUGUGCUACGCAAAUCAAGAGCCCGUGAUGGAUAGAAAGUUGGCGGAUGGCUGGUCCAUCGCAGAGCACGAGAACCUGAAGCAGAUGAACUCGGUGAUUUGUUGGCCACUGAUGGCAUGCGAAAGGUGUAUCGGAGUCAUCCAGCUUCUCUCUCCCGAUGUUGAUACCUUCUCAGUGAAGGACAGUCGCUACAAGGCUGUGCUUUCGGUCGCCGUACUGCGCUUCUUGCGCGCGGAGCUUCAAGGCCAGGUGCAGGUGCAAGGUGAAUUGCUACGUUCCGUAUUUCCCGCGCACGUCUGCGAGGAAAUUUUAGCGACCUCCAGAAUGGCCCAAUGUCAAUUUAAUGACAUCAAUUUCGAACCUGGCAGUGUCAGACAUGGCCGCUCCUUUGGCCGAAUGGUCAGUGGCAGCUCUGACAUUGACAGCAUGACGAGUUUGACUCCCAUGAGUCGCACUGGAACGAUGCAAUCAGACCGGUGCAUGAGGCAGCAAGCAAUCUCUAAAGGCCUGCCCAAGCUCUCAGCAACAGCUCUGGCAGAGCUUGAUCAGUUGCUCUACUCGGAUUACCACCGCCACGUUGCUGUCCUCUUCACCGACAUUAAAGAUUUCACCCCCCUUAGCGAGCAGAGGGGUCCAGCCGGAGUUAUGCUGAUGCUCGACAAGCUAUUUGUUGAAUUUGAUGACGUGAUUGAGCAGUUUGAGCCCAUGGCCUUUAAGGUGGAGACGGUGGGCGAUGCCUACAUGGUGGCCUUUGGCUUGAUGCCGGAGGUGCGUGACGAUGAGGAUCCCUCCCUGAUUGCCAUGACCGCGCUGCGCGUGGCCGCCCUCUUGCAGAGGGCUGCGGCCAACAUCAACGACACGUUUCAGAUCAGAAUUGGUCUUCAUUUGGGUGACCUGAUGUCCGGCAUCAUGGGCAAGCGCGCUCCGCUGCGCUACAGCUUGGUCGGCGACACCGUGAACACGGCGAGUCGAAUGGAGUCACAUGGUGUUCCAGGAAAAAUCCAUGUCUCCGAGAGCUUCAAAGUUGCCUGUGACCCCUGCAACGCUCUUGGACAUAUCAACUUUCGCCGCUGUCGCAGGGAAAUCAAAGGGAAAGGAGAGAUGAAGACCUUCCUGGUGGAUCCGGAAGAGGUGCUUCGUAUCCGCAACGUGACCUCACACCUGUGGCUGGACCCUGUCAAAGAGCGCCUACGAGGCGCCUUAGGGCUAUGAGCAUUCGGCUGCAGCUGGGGAUGCUCUCGUUUCGACAUUUUUUUUGUACCGGGAACGACUCAAGCGACGCCGCAAUUAGAAGAUUUCCGUACUUGAUGUGAAAUCUUGGAUCAGAAAUAG